Molecule: messenger RNA, 414 nt
Organism: Aureococcus anophagefferens
Lineage: Eukaryota; Pelagophyceae; Pelagomonadales; Pelagomonadaceae
Exons: 1
Molecular function (GO): O-methyltransferase activity
Source: RefSeq, a predicted model, not a curated record
GGCCUCAUCGUCGACGACGUCGUCCGGCGGAAGCGACCGACGAGCGUCCUCGAGGUCGGGUCCUUCCUGGGCUACUCGGCCGUCCGCAUCGGGAGCCAGCUCCCCGAGGGCGCGGCGAUGGUCUGCGUCGAGGCCUCGGACGAGUUCGCCGCGACGGCCCGGCGCAUCGUCGCGCACGCGGGCCUGGGGUCCGUCGUCGACUUCGUCGUCGGACGGGCCGAGGACGUCGACCUCGGGGGCCUCGCCGGCCGCUUCCGCGGCGGCGCCGCGGACCUCGUCUUCCUGGACCACUGCAAGGAGUGCUACGCGCCGGACCUGCGGCGCCUCGAGGGCGCGGGCCUCGUCGCCAAGGGCACCGUCGUCGUCGCGGACAACGUCGUCUACCCGGGCGCGCCGGGCUACCUCGACGCCGUC